UCAGCAGUGAGAGCAACAGCGUAAUGGCGAUCGAAAAAGUAAUAUUGGCCUAUUCGGGUGGUCUGGAUACGAGUUGCAUCCUAAAAUGGUUGCUGGAGAAAAAGUACGAAGUAAUCUGUGUAAUGGCCGAUGUGGGACAGCAGGAGGACUUUGAGGCCGCGCGUCAGAAGGCUUUGAAGAUAGGCGCCCAGAAGGUUAUAGUCGCCGAUGUUAAGCAGAGCUUUGUAGAGCACUACAUCUGGCCGGCAGUACAGAUGGGCCUCAUAUACGAAGAACGCUAUCUGCUGGGCACCUCAUUGGCGCGUCCCUGCAUUAGUGUAGCUUUGGUUAAAGCAGCCCAAGAGCACGGCGCUAAGUAUUUGGCACAUGGCGCUACCGGAAAGGGCAACGAUCAGGUGCGCUUUGAACUUUGCGCCUAUGCUCUGCAGCCAAAUCUUAAGAUAAUUGCUCCAUGGCGCGACGUUGAGUUUUGUAGCCGUUUUCAAGGUCGUUUGGAUCUGAUUGAGUACGCCCGUGAAUCUGGAAUUGAAGUGAGCGCCAAGCCAACAGCACCGUGGAGCACUGAUGCCAAUAUAAUGCAUAUUAGCUACGAGUCCGGUGUCCUUGAAGAUCCAUCCCAUGUGGCACCCAGCAGCCUGUAUGAGUUAACCGUUGAUCCAUUAACUCAGGCACCGCAACGGACUGUACGCCUCACCAUUUAUUUCGAACGCGGUCUACCCACACAUGUGGAGGACUUGGCCAGCAGUCGCGUGUAUAGCACACCACUGGAGAUACUGAAGUUCCUCAACGAUCUGGGGGGUACGUACGGUAUCGGACGCAUUGACAUUGUGGAGAAUCGUUAUGUGGGCCUCAAAUCGCGGGGUGUAUACGAAACACCGGGCGGUACCAUACUUUAUACGGCUCACCAGGACCUGGAGGUAUUCUCUUUGGAUCGCGAGGUCUUACGUACAAAACAGUUGUUACGUGAUCGUAUGGCCGAUUACGUCUACAAUGGUUUCUGGUUCAGUCCAGAGGCCCUUUAUGUGCGUCGCUGUAUUGAGUUGGCCCAGGAACGGGUCAGCGGGCAGGUUACCGUUGAAUUGGCUCCCGGAUAUUGUCGUGCUGUGGCGCGCAAAGCAGCCGCCGCAUCGGGUGGCCUUUACAACGAGCAGUUGGUCUCGAUGGACGUCCACGGCGGCUAUGUACCUCAGGAUGCCGGCGGCUUCAUAGCCAUCAAUGCGGUGCGCAUUCGUGAGCAUGUGCGUGCCUUUGGACCGUACGAGGUGAAGGAAUCAACAUCAAAAGAGACUAAAUAAAUAUUACCUGUUUCAUUUAAAAUAUCUUAAAAUAUACAAGUAGCACAUGGUCCAACAAA
Messenger RNA from Scaptodrosophila lebanonensis, 1354 nucleotides. It is a transcript of the gene Ass, whose product is annotated as argininosuccinate synthase. The transcript is spliced from 3 exons. Gene Ontology annotation, molecular function: argininosuccinate synthase activity; ATP binding. NCBI's taxonomy places the organism in Eukaryota, Metazoa, Arthropoda, Insecta, Diptera, Drosophilidae. Gene Ontology annotation, biological process: L-arginine biosynthetic process; urea cycle. The record is from RefSeq and is a predicted model, not a curated record. Bases 24 to 1295 code for a protein of 423 amino acids. Gene Ontology annotation, cellular component: cytoplasm.